GUUAGAAGACAGAUGAGUAUAAGAGAAUCGCUACAAAACAAAUAAUUUUGACGUAGUGACAAAGGGAAUCUUGUUAUGGCUUAGCAAAUUAUUCAAUCAUAGAAAACGUUUAUAGAAAUCAAUUAUGAAGAGUAAUAUAUAAACAAAUAGUUCAUAUUACUAUCUCUUUUGUGUACAUAUAACUUCUUCGCAAUAACUAUCUAUUUGUGCCCUGAAGUGAAAUGGAAAAUAGCCAAUGGAAUUUUACUUUCAAUUAGUGGGUACUACAGUUCAAACAGAUCAAUUCAUAGAUAACUAGAAAUGAGAUUUCAAAGAGAACAAGUAAAAGUAUUGCUCUUGUCAGCAUUGAUGGUACAUAGUGCGGUUGCAGGAAAUCCAGAUGCCAAGAGACUCUAUGAUGAUCUCUUAAGUAACUACAAUAAGCUAGUACGACCUGUAGUUAACACCACAGAUGUGCUUAAAGUAUGCAUAAAAUUGAAAUUAUCGCAGCUUAUUGAUGUGAAUCUAAAAAAUCAAAUAAUGACAACGAACUUAUGGGUUGAGCAAUCUUGGUAUGACUACAAGCUGCGAUGGGAGCCCAAAGAAUAUGGUGGUGUACAUAUGUUGCAUGUGCCAUCAGAUCAUAUCUGGCGUCCGGACAUCGUUCUAUACAAUAAUGCCGAUGGUAACUUCGAGGUUACUCUUGCGACGAAAGCCACGAUUUACUCAGAAGGAUUAGUUGAAUGGAAGCCUCCAGCUAUCUACAAAUCUUCAUGCGAAAUUGAUGUAGAAUACUUUCCGUUUGAUGAACAAACUUGCGUUCUCAAGUUUGGCAGUUGGACAUAUGAUGGAUUUAAGGUUGAUCUUCGACAUAUGGACGAACAACAAGGCAAUAAUAUUGUAGAUGUUGGAGUAGAUCUAUCUGAAUUUUACAUGUCUGUGGAAUGGGAUAUCCUCGAAGUGCCGGCAGUCAGAAACGAAAAGUUCUACACAUGUUGUGACGAGCCAUAUUUGGAUAUUACUUUUAAUAUAACAAUGAGGAGAAAGACGCUUUUUUAUACAGUUAACAUCAUCAUUCCAUGUAUGGGAAUUUCUUUUUUAACAGUGUUAACUUUCUACUUACCAUCGGAUAGCGGAGAAAAGGUCACAUUAUCGAUCUCCAUACUCAUCAGUUUGCAUGUGUUCUUUCUAUUAGUUGUUGAAAUUAUUCCUCCGACUUCAUUAGUCGUACCGCUGUUAGGAAAAUAUUUAAUAUUUGCAAUGAUAUUAGUGUCAAUCAGCAUUUGUGUAACCGUAGUCGUUUUGAACGUCCACUUUCGCUCGCCACAAACCCAUCGAAUGGCGCCAUGGGUAAAGUGCAUUUUUGUAAACUUGUUGCCUCAGUUCUUAUUCAUUAAAAGACCAAAAUACAACUUUGAAUCAAGUGGAGGUGGAACUUUAAUUGGUAGCUGCCAAAUUCAUGGAUGUAUCACACCACUAUCACAACAAGGUCCAGAUAGCUUAGCAGCCACGCCUUCUUAUAACGAACACACUUCAGAUAUUAAAGAGCAAAUACUAACAAACCGAUGCUUUUUACACACCAAAUGUAAAUCCAAAGUCCAUCGCUGCUCAUUUUGUGUGCGGUUUAUAGCAGAGCAUACCAAGUUGCAGGAGGAUUCUACAAAGGUCAAGGAAGACUGGAAAUAUGUGGCUAUGGUUUUAGAUCGGUUAUUUUUAUGGAUCUUUACAAUGGCUGUUUUAGCCGGCACCGCAGGAAUUAUUCUACAAGCGCCAACGUUAUAUGAUGACAGGAUUCCCAUAAUUGAAAACAAAAAUAUUGACUUUUCUGGCAUUUCAGCUGGACGUUGCCGUCCUUCAAAAUAACGAUAAAUUAAAUACAGUCAUAUAAUUCACAAAACUGUAGUUCACUAAUUUGUAGAUAUGUAAAUGUUAUUGAUGAACUGAUUGCAUAAUAUUAACUUAAAUUAGAAAACAUCCAACUCUAUCGCUCUAAAAGUUAACUUAAUAAAAACUCCUCCUUGGUUAUCCCAUUUGAA
Ceratitis capitata (Mediterranean fruit fly) is the source of this 2015-nucleotide messenger RNA. RefSeq names its product acetylcholine receptor subunit alpha-like (gene nAChRalpha4). Gene Ontology annotation, molecular function: acetylcholine-gated monoatomic cation-selective channel activity; transmembrane signaling receptor activity. The record is from RefSeq and is a predicted model, not a curated record. NCBI's taxonomy places the organism in Eukaryota, Metazoa, Arthropoda, Insecta, Diptera, Tephritidae. The transcript is spliced from 12 exons. Gene Ontology annotation, cellular component: postsynaptic membrane; neuron projection; synapse. The coding region runs from base 301 to 1842 and encodes 513 amino acids. Gene Ontology annotation, biological process: nervous system process; chemical synaptic transmission; monoatomic ion transmembrane transport.